Messenger RNA from Camellia sinensis, 863 nucleotides. The record is from RefSeq and is a predicted model, not a curated record. NCBI's taxonomy places the organism in Eukaryota, Viridiplantae, Streptophyta, Magnoliopsida, Ericales, Theaceae.
ACAGUUACUAGAAGACGUGUUGUCUUCCAAGCUUCUUCUAUUUAUACUCUGCCCUUUCCCCUCCAUUGCAUCUUCGAAAAAUCGUUCAAAUCUUUUAUAAACCUCUCAAAUUACAUCGCACUCCCAAUCUGUCAUUUUAAACUCUUCAGUGUAGAUUCAAAAAAUGGCGAUGAUUCCAAGCAUCUUCGGAGUUCGACGAAGCAACAUCUUCGAUCCAUUCUCUCUCGACAUCUGGGACCCCUUCAGCAGCGUUCUAGCCGAUGCCCCGACCUCCGCAGCACGAGAAACAUCUGCAAUUGCGAACACUCGUAUCGAUUGGAAGGAGACUCCAGAGGCUCACAUCUUCAAGGUCGAUCUUCCUGGGUUGAAGAAGGAAGAAGUGAAGGUGGAAGUUGAAGAAGGUACAGUUUUGCAGAUCAGCGGGGAGAGAAGCAGAGAGCAUGAGGAGAAGAACGAGAAAUGGCACCGCGUCGAGCGGAGCAGCGGCAAGUUCCUCCGCAGGUUCAGGCUGCCAGAGAAUGUGAAGACGGAUCAUGUGAAGGCUAAUAUGGAGGACGGUGUGCUGACUGUGAUGGUGCCUAAGGAAGAAGAGAAGAAGCCUGAGGUUAAGUCUAUUGAGAUAUCUGGUUGAACUGAAUUGCUUGCACUGUUAGUUUUGGAUUGUAGUGUUUUUAGUGUUUGGGUGUUUGAAUUAUGAUAAAUGAAUGUUUUGAGUGUUUGAUUGUAAUGGAGGAUAUGUUUUGCUAUGCAGUAUCCUCUAGAGGUACUCGUAGUGGCUGUUUGUGUAGUGUGUUUUAACUUGUGUAUAUGUUGUUGUCUGAAAUAAUAUUCUAGUAAUUUAAUAAUCUUGUUUUAAAUUUCAA